UGAUUGUUCCUAGAACAAACUAGUGGCAUAAAAGAAUUGAAGCUCCAUUUAAGGGUAUCAGAUCCGAAUCCUGUUCAGGAGUAGGAGUGAGGACUGGUGGCAAAACUGGAAAAACACAUUUCACCUAUAAAUGCAGGAGUAGAACAGAAGUUGAAUGUAUUCUUCCUCAAAUUGAUCCGCCGUGUGGCAUCCAUCCCCCAUCAAUGGCCUCAAAAGUAGAAACCCAUGGUCGUCAGAUGGCUCAAUCCGGUCCAACCUAUGAAGACCAACGCCACCAUCAUGACCACCCAGUGAUUCAACAACAUAGAGUUACAAUACAGAACCACCACUUUGAGAAGCUUGUGGGGAUAUUGCAUGAAACAGGUUCAGAGGAGCUUGUAAUCAUAUGCCAUGGAUUUAGAUCCUCAAAGGAUCGCAUCCCUAUGAAGAACCUUGCUGCUGCUUUCGCAAAAGAGGGAAUUAGUGCCUUUCGCUUUGAUUUUACUGGCAAUGGGGAAAGUGAAGGUUCAUUUCAGUAUGGUAACUACCAUAGAGAAGCUGAUGAUUUGCGUGCUGUAGUCCAAUACUUCAGUGAGAAGAAACGUGUUAUAGCUGCAAUUAUUGGGCAUAGUAAAGGAGGAAAUGUGGUGCUUCUGCAUGCUUCAAGAUAUAAUGAUGUUUGUACAGUUGUUAAUAUCUCUGGCCGCUUCAGUUUGGAGAAAGGCAUUGAAGGUCGCUUAGGCAGAGAUUUUUUACGAAGAAUCAAGCAACACGGAUUUAUUGAUGUUGAAAACAGAUGGGGAAAGCUCCAGUAUCGGGUGACUGAAGAAAGUUUGAUGGACCGUCUAACGACUGAUACUCAUGCCGCGUGCCUAUCAAUUCAUGAAAGUUGCAGUGUGUUGACUGUUCAUGGGUCUAUGGAUGAAAUAGUACCAGUCCAAGACGCCAUGGAAUUCAACAAGUACAUAUCCAAUCACAAAUUACACAUUAUAGAAGGAGCUGAUCACGAAUACACUUCACAUCAGGAUGAAUUAGCUUCGAUUGUGCUCGACUUUGUAACAGCUGGUCUGCGGCGAGACAAAGAUAUGCUUUAUCAAUUGCCAUCAUGCAGAAGAACAGAUAAGUUUAUCCAUUCACGGUUCUGAUUCUCAUCAUUCUCCAGCAAUCAUAAAGGAACAUUGUUCUUAAGUUGAACUGGGAUCAGGACCAAGGAACCAAAUUUACUUUUCAUUUGUUGAGUAGCAGUGGUUUGUUUGCCGGUGGAUAGAAUUCAUAGAAUAGGAUGGACAUGUACAUCACUCCAUGCAGGUGGCGGCAUCCAAGGUGGAAAUCCCCGUUGAUAUUGGCUGUUGCCGGUGAUUGUGUUCUUCACAUUUUUGUAAAUUUUUGUAUUGGUGGUUUAUUUUUGGCCUACUAUCAAAUUUCAACAAUUGGAACUUAAAAGAGUAGUUCAAAUUUGUUUACUUCAGGAUGGUUUGAUGAGCCUUCCAGGUAAAUACUUAUAUGAGUUUGGA
Cornus florida is the source of this 1493-nucleotide messenger RNA. RefSeq lists its product as uncharacterized. NCBI's taxonomy places the organism in Eukaryota, Viridiplantae, Streptophyta, Magnoliopsida, Cornales, Cornaceae. Bases 204 to 1124 code for a protein of 306 amino acids. The transcript is spliced from 7 exons. The record is from RefSeq and is a predicted model, not a curated record.